AAAUCCAUAAAGUGACUUCAGGUUAAUCAAAACUGAUGAACAGCGCAUUACUGGUUAUUGUUAUUGUUAUAAGAUUUAGAUUAGAUUGCCAAUUCUGUAUGACAAAACAUAGAUUGUAUAAUCGAGAUGGGUUGUAAUGGGUUUGGUAGACUAGGCUGAGUGUUUGGGUGUUGAAGCUAAAGAAUUGGAAUUGUUAGAAUCGGUAAUUAUGGCAUGAAUAGGCUGUGAAGAUUUGACAGCUAAGUAGAUGGUAACAAUGUGUAUUACAACUGUGUAUAUGUCCUGCAAUUAGAAUGUUAAUAUCCCUGAUUUAUGGGGAUUAGGUCUGAGGAGUGUUUCCUUUUAUACCUUAGUUUUUUCUUAUAUAUUUAUGUACAUUCUUUGGUUGAAUAUUAAACAAGAGAUUUUCAUAUUCUGUCAUGGUAUCAGAGCCAAGUUAGGCUUCUUGUUUUUCAAUUUUUCAGCUUUCAUCGUAGUUGAUUUUUUUUCCAAUCUGUGCAGAAACCUUUUAUGUAUUUUCCAGGCCUUCAUUGCCUGAAACUCUUGCCGACAGCCUUAAUUUCCGUUCAUUCAUAAGCUAAUAUUCCCACAUGAACCCAGAAAUCUUUUCUCCCUUCGAUUUCAACUAUGUCUGACGUUUCAGGAUCCAGUAAAUCUGCAGUCUCUUCAAUGGCUGCAAACAACACUACUUCAAAUAGUUCUGUUGGAGAAUUGCAGAAUAUUCAACCUAGUUUACGUCUUAAUGGCCAAAACUAUUUGAAGUGGUCUCAGUUUGUUCAAACCUUUUUGAAAGGGAAGGGCAAACUGAGUCAUCUUCUUGGGAUGGGAGCAAAACCAGAAGAUCCGAAGUUCACUGCGUGGGAUGAAGAAGACUCGAUGGUGAUGUCCUAGUUAUGGUAUUCGAUGAUGCCAGAAGUUAGCAAUACUUGCAUGUUUUUGACAACAUCAAGGGAGAUUUAGGAGGCCUGCAGGCAGACCUAUUCUAAAGUCCAAGAUGCUGCACAAAUGUAUGAGAUUAAGACAAAAAUCUCAUCUACCAAACAAGGUAACCGCUCGAUCGCUAAAUAUGCCCAGAUUUUACAUAACUUAUGGCAGGAGUUGGACUAUUAUUAGUGUAUUGAGAUGAAGUGUAGCGAUGAUGCAGCCCUUAAACGUUUUAUGGAAAAAGAGAGAAUUUACACCUUUCUUGCCGGAUUAAACAUUGAGUUCGAUCCUGUCCGAGUGCAUGUAUUGGGAAAGGAAAAAAUUCCUUCACUCAAUGAAACAAUUGCCAUAAUUCGUGGAGAAGAAGGACGAACAGCCUCAACCAGCAGAUGGUUCAGCUUUAGUUACAAAAGCUGCAAAUCCCAUAGCUGUGAAAUCAGACCAGCAACAGUCAAAUGCCUAUUCCAGUGGAGUAGGUGGGAAUAAUGGGCUGUCAGAAGGAUCAAGAGCAGGUAAUAAAGACUCUUUAUGGUGUGUACGUACCGUAAGAAGCCGCAACAUAGCAGGGAGAGGUGCUGGAAACUCUAUGGUAAGCCCUCAAAUACUAAAAAUACUCCUUGGACUGCAAAAAGUAAUCAAGGAGGAGAGCUAGUACAAGCACAUUUGACCUUGACACAAUCAGCAGGAGAAGGAGAAUUCUCUCAGGAGCAAUUCGAGUUCAAUAGAGAAGAGAUUGAGAGGUUGAGAUACUUUUUGGGAACAUUAAAGAAACCUACGAGUGGUGCAGGUUCUUUUUCCUUGGCUCUUUCAGGACCAGAGCACGGGGAUGAUGAUUGGACUUGCUAGGGAGAAGAAUGGGCUCUACUUUCUUGAAGAACCUGAUGGGCAAAAUAGCACUAAGGAUCCGAUUCCAUUGUCUCUACUUUCUGAGUCUUCUCUUUCCAAUAAACAUAAAAUAUGGCUAUAUCAUCUUCGUCUUGGGCAUCCUCCUUUCAAUAUUCUUAGUAAUGUUUCCUGGUUUGUUUAAAGGAGUUGAUCUACGUAUAUUUCAUUGUGAUGUUUAUGAACUUGCAAAACAUAAGCGUGUUUCCUUUCAAAUAAGUAAUACGAGAGCUUCC
Molecule: messenger RNA, 2042 nt
Organism: Camellia sinensis
Lineage: Eukaryota; Viridiplantae; Streptophyta; Magnoliopsida; Ericales; Theaceae
Source: RefSeq, a predicted model, not a curated record